UAUAUCUGGGUAACCCUGGGAGCAUGUAAAGUCAAUGACUAUGGGUAAGAAUUUAUGAGAACUUCAAUAUAAAGCGUACACUUUGUAAAGAACAGAGUUUACUGCAGAUCCUGCAACCAAUUCCUUACUUUUUUUCUGUGCUUAAAUCUGAUCACAUAUUCUUGAGAUUAUGGCAGAAGCUCUAGUGGGUGGAGCUUUUAUCUCCAGUUUUAUUGAUGUUGUUUUUGACAGGCUCUCUUCACCUGAGGUUGCAAACAUGAUCCGAGGCAAGAACCUUGAUAACAAGUUGCUUCAAAGGUUGAAGACUACCCUGUAUACAGUUCAACUUGUUCUUAAUGAUGCUGAGCAUAAACAGAUCAAUGAUCCCGCUAUGAAGGAGUGGCUUGAUGAUCUCAAAGAUGCUGUUUAUGCAGCAGAUGACUUGUUUGAUCAAGUUUCUAUUGAAGCUGUCACUCAAAAGAAGGAAAAGCUGUCAGGAAAGAAAUUUUGUUGUUGUUUUGGAUGAUCUUUGGAGUGAUGAUUAUGGUGGUUGGAAUAGUCUUAACACCCAAUUUCAAUAUGGGAAUAAAGGAAGUAAAAUUCUUGCAACAACUCUAGCAAAAAGUCUUAAUGGGAUAAAGGAAUUGGGAGAACUUUCGAAUCUUCAUGGAUCACUAUGGAUUACAAAAUUGGAGAAUUUUACUGAUAUUGGUGAAGCAGGGAUGCAAGGAUAAUGGAUAAGAUCGAUGAUAUCGAAAAUUUAAUUUGAUCCUGGAAUGGUCUUCGAGUAAUAAUAUGGUUACAACUUUAAGAGAAAUAUUUGACUAGUUGCAGCCUCACAAGGGCUUGAAAGAACUCACGAUUAAGAGGUACAUACGCUUGAUAUUUGAAAAAGUUCUCGAAGGAAUUCUCAUAUGCUUGAUAUGCUUCCAUAGGCCAUAGCAUAUGCUCUGGAUUAAAGGCAUGAUUCACCGUCACAAAAUAUUAAUCCUUUUGGACAAAAAGAUGAUGGUUUCAAAUAUGGUAGGUUGUUGUCUUGUGAAAUCACUAUUUCUAUUUUGAAAAGUCUGUACUGGAAAAUUUUGCGUUGUAACUUGCAAUAUUUUUGUCGUCAAAUAUAUAUUUUUGUCACUAUUUCCAUUAACAAAAACCUCACUGCCAAGUCUUCUGUAUCUAAUAGAGUCAUAGAUAUGUUUGAUGUAUU
Messenger RNA from Gastrolobium bilobum, 1183 nucleotides. RefSeq names its product putative disease resistance RPP13-like protein 1. Lineage: Eukaryota; Viridiplantae; Streptophyta; Magnoliopsida; Fabales; Fabaceae. The transcript has 2 exons. Bases 170 to 505 code for a protein of 111 amino acids. The record is from RefSeq and is a predicted model, not a curated record.